Molecule: messenger RNA, 2550 nt
Organism: Danio rerio (zebrafish)
Lineage: Eukaryota; Metazoa; Chordata; Actinopteri; Cypriniformes; Danionidae
Source: RefSeq, a predicted model, not a curated record
AUAAAUGUGUUAUAAAUUUAGACUCGAGAGUUAUGAAUUCUGCCAAUGUUGAUAGAAAAUGCCAUUUGCAGAUAAGCUAAUUGCUUUCAGAAGUCAUGCUAGAAAGUUUACGAACACUAUUAGUUGUAUGUUUAACUAUCUAUAAUUUAUUAAACGUGUUGUCUUAAGUUCAUAGGAUAUUGGGGCACCUAAAAGGUACAAAUAUAACAGUUAAUAAAAAGCAAUUUACAGUUGACCAGUUAUUUUUUAUUACUCUUUUGUCAAGCUUGUCGAAUUGUCAGUUUAGCGAAGGUGACAAGUUUAUGUUUGCUUUAGUGCGUUUGUUAAACAGGGUAGAACGAUAUUGCCGUCAUCAUGACAAGUGUGAAAGGCAGUAUGUACAGUUAGAAGCCUUUCAAGCCUUAAAAGAACGAUUGAAUACACAACAACUUCAGUUUCAGAAGACGCAUGUUGUUGAUACAAAAAUGAUAAUUAAGGUGCAGUAUGAAAAUCGCAAGAAAUACAUCAAAUUACAGGCUGCUGAUUUUGAUGAAUUCAUUUCUGAAGUGAGAGAAAAGUUCUCCAUUCCUGCUAGCAACAUUACAGUGGAAGAUGACUCUGGCACGGAGGUGGAUGAAACUGUGUUUGCAGAAUUGUCUGCAGUGGCAGGGAUUUGCUUUGUUGUGAAGGACGGUUUGGAUCACGACACAUCUCGGUCAUCAACUCCAUCUGCACCGCUGUCAUACAGUGGGAGUUCCCUCUCUGUUUUGAGUAGUGGCAGUGACAGUGACUUGUCAAGACAACCCAAACGAAUGAAAAUUGAUGAAGAGCCAUUACAGAGUGCUUUGGCCAAAGAUCUUAUAAAGCAGAUCCUCCAAACAAAAUCAGGAGGGACAAAAGUGUUGGAAGAAUAUGACGAAACUGGGACAUUGUGUGACAGUACAAGAAGGCAAAUGGUUAACAUUCUUGCUGCCUACAUGGUUGAAAUGGAAGGGAGAAUCCCUCAGCGGAGUACUAAAGAAAAAUAUGCAUUGGGAAUUGUCACCUUGUUCCCUGCAUUAAAAGAUCCCUUUUCAACAAAAGGAUAUGAACAUUUUUAUGAUGGCCAAAGUGGCUCUGGAUUUCUUGCGUGGAGGUUAAAGACAAUUCAACGAAAGACUAAAAUUGAGUUCAGAGAGUUUAAAAUACAGAAUGCAGGAGCAGGUGGUCCAACCCAGGAAAAGGAGCUGCCUUCGGCUGCUGAUCAGUUGGAUGAAGAACGUUGUAAAGAGUUAAUUUCCUUAAUGAACCACACCACUGACCGAGAAACUGUCCUGCAAAAGAUGAAGGAGACCUUCUGCUAUAGACAGCGCCUUAUCUACAAUCCUGACGAGUCGCACAACAUCCUCACAGUGUUUCCAAGGCUGUUGGACACGAAAGGGCUGAUAGAUCAAGAUUUUAGCCUCCUAUUUGGUGCAGAAACAGCUGCCAAACUGCUUGAGAAGUGGCCUACCUUCUAUAAGGAAAAAGUGAUCAGAGAAGCAGAGAGACUUACUACCACCUCAGUGCUCCAAAGCUUGCUGAAUUCAGCCAGGAAUCUGUACAAUGAUGAGUCUUCCGAGGAUCAUCGAGAGUGGGACAGUGAUAUGGCAUCUUUUUUGCUGCUCCUGCACCUUCUACCACCUCAGCCUUCUAAAAAGAAAAAACAGAAGAUCAGUGCAGCUCAGGCCAUGGAACAUCUAGUUGUGUUUCACAAGUCAAACAACAGUUUUGAAGAACACUUCGCAAAACAGGAGGGACAUCGCCAACCAUACCUCCUUGCUUCAGGAAUGCACAAGAGCGCCAUCAGCAAUUACUUUAUUGCAAUGGACAAGAUGAUCAUCCCAUGCCAGGGAACCACCUCGUUGGCAGCCAUUGAUGAACUGUUUAAAGCACACUUCGUUUUCAGUGUAAGCUAUGAUGAUGCACUCAGCAACAUGUACACAUUCCUCCAGACAACAGUCUACGGUGUAGAUGUUGACACCACUAAAGAAAGUCCAAAGGUGAAGGAGUUACGAGCAAAGUUCAUGAACAGAAACUAAAAGACUAUGUUAAAGUGCUACAUUUGCAGAACAUUGCAUGAUGCACCCAGUUCAUUAAUUCAGCACCUUAAGUUUUUUCAUGGGUUAUAUCCUGGCAAAAAGUUUGUUCUUGUUUGUGCACAAGAAGGAUGCUCAAGGCAGUUUAAAAGUUUUAAGGGUUUUAAAAUGCAUUUAAAUACUUGUCAUUAUACUACAGAUCUUGAUGCAAGCAGUGAUGUUAUGCAAGUACCACAUCAGUCAGACUUUGGUGAACAGAGCUCACAACACAACUCCUCUGUAAUGGACCAAGAUGCAAUCAACGAACCAUCAACAUCUCUUAUGUCAAAAGACCAAGCAAAAGAUAUGUGCGCGUCAAUUAUUGCAAAGUUAAAGGGCAGUGGCGUUGCGAACAGUGUAGUGUUAUCUGUUGUUGAAAGUAUGGAGGAGUAUGUUGAUGAAAUUCAUGCAAAUCUUGAAGAACAAGUGCUCAGUGCUUUACCUGCUGAAAAUCAAAUAAGAAGUGCAGUAAAAG